AUGACAUCCUCACGCUAUGGAGUGUCUGCCCUCCGACAGCUUUCAAGGACGCGAACUACCCCUCGCAUUUCCCCACAAAUGCGGGGUAUGACACAAGGUAGAACCACCGCGGAAUCACAUCGUCUGGGCUGGGAAAGCAGCCUCUAUCUGUGUGCUAGCAUUGCUGUUAUUACUUUGGCCGCUCACACAUUAACUAUACCUUUGCUAUUGGAUUCAAAUUCUUCAUCUGUACAUGCCACACCACAAUCUACAGUUCCAGACGCUCCUCAGAAAGAUGUAAAUCUUGUCUCUUACUCCGAAUUGCAAAAACACACAGACAGCAGCCGUCCCUGGGUACUCAUCGACGGACAGGUUUACGAUGUGUCUCAUAUCCUCGAUACCCACCCUGGCGGCCGAAGUCCAUUGAUCAAGAACGCAGGCAGAGAUGCAACCAAGUCUUUCGCACCCAUUCAUCCACCGGGUACAUUAGACAGCUUGCCCCCGGAAGCAUACAUCGGUUCAAUUGAUCCCGCAACUGUCCCAAGAAGCUCUCAUGAGCCGACUGAAGAGGAAAAGCGAAUAGAGAAGGCCAGAGCGGCACUUCCGUCGCCUAGCGCUGUGUUAAAUCUUCGAGAAAUAGAGGGACUAACCGAGACGGUAUUAAGUGCUACUGCCUGGGGGUAUUAUCGCUCAGCAGGGGACGAUGAGAAAACCUUCGACGAGAAUCGCGAAGCUUUCUCGCGUUUCUGGUUUCGUCCCAGGGUGCAAGUCAUCUGGUUGAAUAAGAUCUCGAGAGUAUCUACGGCUACAAGCAUGGCAGGCCUGUCGACCACAUUACCCAUUUUUAUCGCACCGGCUGCACUUGCUCGCUUGGGGCACCCAGACGGAGAAAUGAACCUUGUCCGCGCAGCAGGGAAGGCCGGAAUUCUCCAAGGCAUAUCGAGUAAUGCGAGCUGCUCCCUCGAGGAAAUCAUGAUGGCGAAGGCCCCUGAACAAAAACUCAUCUUUCAGCUAUACGUGAAUAAAGAUCGCGCACUGUCCGAAGCACUCGUGAAGCGCAUUACGAAGGAAGGAUUCGCUGCACUCAUCUUCACGGUCGAUGCUGCUGUGCCCGGGAAAAGGGAACUCGAUCAAAGGUCGAAGGGCGAAUUUGUGGGCCCAUCGCAUGGCAAGUCAGCUACUGGGAGCGGUGCAGGAGUCGCACACGCCAUAGGAGGAUACCAAGAUCCUGAUAUAUGCUGGGAGGACAUUUCGUGGUUACGAACCUUAACUGAUAUACCGCUGAUUAUCAAGGGGAUUCAAUGCGUAGAGGAUGUUGAGAUAGCGUUUGACAAAUACAAUGUUCAAGGGGUCAUACUAUCCAAUCAUGGCGGUCGUGAGCUGGAUUUCUCACCGGCUCCAAUGGAAGUGCUCUACGAGCUUCAACAACGUCGUCCGGAUCUGCUGAAGAAGUACGAGGUUUACAUCGAUGGGGGCGUGACGCGAGGAACAGAUGUACUCAAGGCUCUCUGCCUCGGCGCGCGUGGUGUUGGUCUGGGAAGAGCGUUCUUGUACGCGAAUAGCGUGUGGGGAGAAGAAGGGUGUUCGCGGGUUAUCCAGAUUUUACGGGAAGAGAUAGUGACUGGAAUGCAGCUUUUGGGAGUGACCAGCAUCGAGCAGCUUACGCCAGAUUUAGUGAGAUAUGUGGAUCGGUUGAAGCCGAUGGCACGUUCACGACUAAAUGGCAAUAAUGGGGAUAUCAAUUCCGUCCACUGGGGCGACCGCGUGAGCGCAGCUCUGCGGUAUUACUCUUGUCUCUGUCCACGACAAUCGCCAAACCGUUUUCUCCUCCUCGCCGUGCACACCGUCGUCGACGGCGAGGCGUAUCACCCUGCGCCGCUGUGCUCAGCGAUGAACUCGCUCACUUACCUCUCCCGCCAGUUCGACGUUCUUGCAUCCCCUCGGACAGCUCCUUCCACUCCAACCUCCGAACUCCCUCCCUCCCUCCCGCGCCGGGCAAGUUCUACAAUAGAUACUUCGGCUCGAAACCGCCCUCCAACGACAUGGUCUAUUAAGUUGUUGGUUGCACCACCCCCCCAGCCUCGCCGCGCAAUCUCUUCUUCAGCGCGUAUCCCGACCCGCCGGCAGUCCUCACGAUCGAUUCGAGCGAAACAGCCCCAACAACCGCAAGGCGUCGUUCGUCGCCUUUUUUUUGUGCGGCUGUUUGUCUUGCUAUGGCACGCCGUAUGCGAUACAGCGGCUACUCUGCAGAUACGCAUCCGCGAGUGGCACGGGCCUGGAGGCGCUGUCGGUGUUGUGGACACGCUCGCAGCCGACGAAGGCGAGAAAGAGAGCGAUGAUGAGGACAGGAGUGAAGAAGAUGCACUGGUGCUUCGACCAGUACAGUCUAAUUCGUCGUUGCGAUCUGCAUCUCCCCCGUCUCUAGCAUCCUCGUCCUCGUCCCGCAAUUCCCUUUACCCCCCAGCUCAUCGUUCCUACACGGAUCCUUCGCCCAAUCCCUCAAGCUCAUUACGGUCUCAGUCGCAAGCGCACUCUCAAACGCUUCUCCCUCAACCCCUCAUACCAUCACUUUUCCUUACCCCUUCCCUAUCCAGAACCCCUACACCCACAUUGAUACCGCCCACAGGUCUACCCGCAACGCCUCGCAAGUCGCCUUUCCACCUCCCCAAGACACUUGUCCUCGAUCUAGAUGAAACACUCAUUCAUUCCACCUCGCGUCCACUGCAUGGUACGGGUGCAGGAGGCUCUGGUCUAUUAAGCCUCGGCGGUUUUGGGUUUGGGAGGAAUAAGAGCGCGGGGCACAUGGUUGAGGUCGUCCUCGGUGGACGUAGCACGCUGUAUCAUGUAUACAAGCGUCCAUUUGUUGAUUUCUUCUUACGCAAGGUGUCAGCGUGGUACACGCUGGUAAUAUUUACCGCAUCCAUGCAAGAAUACGCAGACCCAGUAAUUGAUUGGCUAGACGCAGGAACGGGCAUUCUCGAGCGACGUCUCUUCCGUGAGUCGUGCACUCAACUUCCGAAUGGUGCAUACACCAAGGAUUUGUCCAUCGUUGAGCAAGAUCUGGCCCGCGUGUGCCUCAUCGACAAUUCGCCCAUAAGUUACACCGUCAACGAGAUGAAUGGCAUCCCCAUCGAAGGCUGGACGCACGACCCGCACGACGAAGCCCUCCUCGAUCUGCUUCCAAUGCUCGACUCUCUCCGCUUCACGAGUGACGUCCGACGCGUGCUCGGUAUCCGCGGAUACUCGUAACACCCCCUCCGAUUUCCUCGGAUCGGACCCACGUUCCUCAUUUUCUUGGGCGUUCAUCUCUAUUUCCACGAUGGGCCGUAUAUAGCUACGUAUCGCAUCGUCCUCGCAUUUCGUUCCGGCUUUUGAUCUCUAUAGCGCAAUCACCAUCUAUUCCAACACCUGCAAUUGACUCUAACUAAUAACUUACAUUCACUGUC
Messenger RNA from Heterobasidion irregulare TC 32-1, 3425 nucleotides. RefSeq lists its product as uncharacterized. The transcript is spliced from 16 exons. Gene Ontology annotation, molecular function: L-lactate dehydrogenase (cytochrome) activity; phosphatase activity. The record is from RefSeq and is a predicted model, not a curated record. Gene Ontology annotation, biological process: lactate metabolic process. NCBI's taxonomy places the organism in Eukaryota, Fungi, Basidiomycota, Agaricomycetes, Russulales, Bondarzewiaceae. Bases 1 to 3228 code for a protein of 1075 amino acids.